GCCGAAUGUGGCAUCAGGAUAAUUUUUUCCUGUUUUUCCAUCCUUUGAAUGUGACAUGUAGGUUUGUUUUUGCAGAAUUAAUGAAACUCAGCUGAAUGGUGACAUUGCUGUCCUUUGCAAUCGUGAAAAUGCUGAAGGUGCCGGAGCACCAGGUGGCGGGUCACAUGGCAAAGAACGGCGUUCUGGGUCCGCUGGUGGACGAUUCUGGAAAGUUCUACAAGCCACUGCAGGACAACGACAGGGGCUCCGCCGAGCUCUCCUUCUACACCUCCCUCGCCGUCCCACCCUCCAUCCGCUCCUUCUUCCCGGCAUUCCACGGCACCGCCGUCGUCCCCGCCUCCGACGGCUCCGGUCCCCACACCCACCUCCUCCUCCAGGACCUCAUCGCCCCCUACACCAAACCCUCCGUCAUGGACGUCAAAAUCGGCUCGCGAACCUGGCACCUCGGUCACUCCGAAGACUACAUCGCCAAAUGCCUCAAAAAAGACAGAACCUCCUCAACCGUCCCCCUCGGCUUCCGACUCACCGGCGUCAAGGACUCCCUCUCCUCCUGGGAACCUUCCAGAACCUUCCUCCAGACUCUCUCCGCCGAGGGCGUCGCCCUGGUCCUCCGCAAAUUCGUCUCCUCCUCCAACUCUGACGAUUCCCGUUCCGACCCCGAUUGCGACUUUGCGGCGGAGGUUUUCGGCGCCGUCUUGGAGCGGUUGGUGGAGCUGAAGGCGUGGUUUGAGGUUCAGACUCUGUAUCAUUUCUAUUCAUGUUCUGUUCUGGUGGUGUAUGAGAAGGAGAAGGGGAACGCCAAGCCUCUGGUCAAACUCGUUGACUUUGCUCAUGUUGUUUCUGGGAAUGGUGUGAUUGAUCAUAACUUCUUGGGUGGCCUAUGUUCCUUCAUCAACUUCAUCAGGAACAUCCUUCAAGCUCUGCAUCAAUUUCCAGGUACUGCAAUUUUUUAUGGAUUUUAUUCUUAGACAUCUGAACCUUUGGAUACUUUUACAAUCUUUAAUUCUUAUGAACUCAUUUCCUGAUUGUUACUUGUCCAAACCCACAAACAACUAACUGGGUUGUGUACAAAGACUCUUCAGAAGCACUGAUUGAUCUACCAUUGAAUAAACUUGUUUGAUACCUUUUGCCUUUUCAAAAUUUGAACCUGAAUUCUUGAUUGAUAUUUGAUGUAAUAUGGAUUUCUAAGACCAUAUUCUCUUGUAAGUUAUGAAAACUUUCAAGAAUAUUGCUUUUGAAGAUUACUUCUAAAUUUAUGCUUUUUCUGCUUGCUUUUCAAUAUUGCAUGAAUCGUCUGAUAUUUGGGUUGCCCUGUUUGCAUCAAUGCUUAAUGGUCCUGUUAAGUUUUUUAUUCCAACCACAUACCAGUUAUGAGCUUGUUGCUUCUGAAGUUACCCUUUUUUAACUUUUGAACAGUGCAAAUAUCUUAAUCUCAGUUUACUGUUUAGUUUGCAUCUUCUUACUAACAUGCAACUUCUAAUCUUGCUACUCUUUAACCAAAUCCUUCUUCUCACAAAAUUUAUAAUCCUACUACAUCUUUUAUCUUCUAAAUCAGCUUCUAUUUGUCUCCUGUUCUUGAAUUUUAUUCUCUUGGACCAAAAUUACAUUCAUAUCUCUCAAUGGCAUCUUAUAUGUUUGAGUUUUCAUUGUUUUAAUGGGAGGUCACUUGGAGUUAAGUUCUUUUUAGGCUUAAUCAUGGAAGAUAGGGUUUUGGUUCUUAUUUUGUAACAUCUCAGUGGUGUUUUGGCUUCUUUUCACUCCAGUUAUAUGGUGCAAAUUUUCCUUCCCUAAAACUUUCACAAUUAAAAUCAAGGUCAUUAAUAAGGGUGAAGGGCCUAGCAGAACAGUUUUCCUCUGUUACAAACAUUCAUUUUUAUACAUUUUUUCUCAUGCCAUAAUUGAGACAAUGGUUGACCACUGCUUUAGGGAAUUAGUUGAGA
Molecule: messenger RNA, 1940 nt
Organism: Vigna radiata var. radiata (mung bean)
Lineage: Eukaryota; Viridiplantae; Streptophyta; Magnoliopsida; Fabales; Fabaceae
Product: inositol polyphosphate multikinase alpha-like
Exons: 3
Coding region: 96-968 (290 amino acids)
Biological process (GO): inositol phosphate biosynthetic process
Cellular component (GO): cytoplasm; nucleus
Molecular function (GO): inositol-1,4,5-trisphosphate 3-kinase activity; inositol tetrakisphosphate kinase activity
Source: RefSeq, a predicted model, not a curated record